Messenger RNA from Pipistrellus kuhlii (Kuhl's pipistrelle), 3287 nucleotides. RefSeq names its product ATPase Na+/K+ transporting family member beta 4 (gene ATP1B4). The transcript is spliced from 8 exons. Gene Ontology annotation, biological process: sodium ion transport; potassium ion transport; regulation of DNA-templated transcription. Gene Ontology annotation, cellular component: nuclear inner membrane; sodium:potassium-exchanging ATPase complex. The coding region runs from base 109 to 1176 and encodes 355 amino acids. The record is from RefSeq and is a predicted model, not a curated record. Lineage: Eukaryota; Metazoa; Chordata; Mammalia; Chiroptera; Vespertilionidae.
CACUUUUACUAAGCAGCAAGUGGCCCCAGCAACCAGUGUCUCCUGCAGAAGCUCCAGGACUCUCACCCACUUGCCUGACUCUGCUUCGCCUUUGCCCACUGAACAGCUAUGAGGAGGCAGCUCCGGUCCAGAAGGGCUCCGGUCUUUCCUCACAGUUAUCGCUACAGACUUGAUGAUCAGGAUGAAGUGAAUCAGAAUUACUUAGCAGAUGAAGAGGAAGAAGCAGAAGAAGAGGCUCGAGUGAUGGUGGUACACAAUUUGGAAGAAGAGGAGGAGGAAGAUGAGGUGAAAGAAGAGGAGGAAAAGAAUGAGGAAGAGGGUCAGGGUCAGCCAACAAGCAACACCUGGUGGCGGAAAUUGCAGAUCAUGAAUGAGUACCUGUGGGAUCCAGAGAAAAGGAUGUCUCUGGCCCGAACAGGUCAGAGUUGGAGCUUGAUCUUAGUCAUUUACUUCUUCUUCUACGCCUCCCUGGCUGCUGUGAUCACCCUCUGCAUGUACACGCUAUUUCUGACCAUCGGUCCUUACAUGCCAACAUUCACUGAGAGGGUGAAGCCUCCUGGAGUUAUGAUCAGACCCUUCGCCCAUAGCCUUAACUUCAACUUCAACGUUUCUGAACCUGACACUUGGCAGCAUUAUGUGAUUAGCCUAAAUGGCUUUCUCCAGGGUUAUAAUGACAGUCUUCAAGAGGAAAUGAAUAUAGAUUGUCCUCCAGGGCAGUACUUCAUCCAAGAUGGAAAUGAAGAUGAGGACAAGAAGGCCUGCCAAUUUAAGCGCUCCUUCCUGAAGAAUUGCUCUGGCCUGGAAGACCCUACUUUUGGCUACUCUACUGGACAGCCCUGCAUUCUUCUAAAAAUGAACCGGAUUGUAGGUUUUCGUCCUGAGCUUGGAGAUCCUGUGAAAGUUUCCUGCAAAGUUCAGAGAGGUGAUGAAAACGACAUCCGAUCCAUCAAUUACUAUCCAGAGUCGGCUUCUUUUGACCUCCGCUACUACCCUUACUACGGCAAAAUGACUCACGUUAACUACACCUCCCCACUGGUGGCAAUGCACUUUACAGACGUGGUGAAGAACCAAGCGGUGCCUGUGCAGUGCCAACUGAAGGGCAAAGGCAUCAUAAAUGAUGUCAUCAAUGACCGUUUUGUGGGCAGGAUAAUCUUUACUCUGAACAUAGAAACUUAAGAAUAUCAGAGGGGCCACACUCACCAGUUCUAUUUCUGUUUUAUUUCAUGUUAUCCUUGGUAGCACCUGAAUUCUUUUUCUUCAAAUCAGGACACAGCCAGUUGGACACCUAAGAGCAGAUCCUCUUUCCUUGCCUUUGACAUAUGUAUAAAAUGACAUUGUGGGAACUAUUUGAUUUUUUAAAGGUGGUUUCUCCUGAUGACAGAUUAUAUUAAUUUCCUUUCCCCCACUUAAAACUAAAAUCCAUUCUUGCUGCUAGAAAUCUCAGUGUAGUACAAACAUAGUAUAUGAUAAAAUUCACAGUAGCCAUGAAGGAGAAUUUCUAUGAUGAUUAUAAAUUCAUUGUUUUCUAAAACGUUGUUGUUUUUAGAGGUGAGAUUCCUCCCAACUAGGACGAUAACCUGCUUGACAAGGUUCUUCUGUGGGAAUCACCAGUUAGAUCAACCCAGAAUAUAUCUAGGGCCAUGAUACUUAAGAAAUUCUAUAGCCUGUCUCAUGUGGGCAACUAAAUACUGAUUCAAAGACUAGGGUAUCUUCAACUGAAAGCAUGCUAACUGGAUAUUGCUCUGGAUAGAGAUGAAGACUUUGCUUAUGACUUUUUUUUUGGGGGGGGGGAGGCAAGGCCCACUGCAAUUGAGAAGAAUACCUAUUAUGUGGAUGUGAUUUGUAUUUGAUUCCUCGAUCUACGGUAUAAUCAUCCAAACAUUCCUGCAAACAGGGUUGUCUCAGCUUCAGGAAGAGGAGAGAACAAAGAAGAAAAUCUCUACCCACUAUUUCUUUUGGGCUAUUUGACAGUAGUGUGAUGAUCUUUGAGACCAUGAGAGAUGUGUGUGUUGACCCCCCAGCUACAGCUCUAGGGAUUGAAAUCAUGGUCUGCAACUGAUACAUUAUAAGACAGAAAGCUUCUUACAGGAAACCCUAAUUCAAGACCCAUUAGUCAGAUUUUCAUUUGCCUAAAAAUUAUAUGAAGCAGAUGUUUAUCCAGGCUAUUGAUCAGCCCAGCUGCUUUGUCAUAUCUUUGGCCACUGCUUCUUAACACCUCCACGAGGGGGAGAGAUGGGACAAGAAGAAGCGAACAUUAGAGAAUAGUGUAGUGUCUCAGGAUCCAAAGCUAGCUUAAAUGCCACCUAGAAGCAUCCAGAGUCUGAAACUACUCUAUAAUGUUUACCUUUUUUUCAAAAAGGAACUGGUUGUUUGGUAGUGAAGACAAACAAGUGAAGAAGUAAUUACAGUAUAGUGUGACCACAGUUCUAAAACUAAUAUGUGGAUAUGCUAUUGGAACAUGAGGAAAAGUUACUAACUUGAGCUGAGAAAGUAGCAGGGGAAAUUUCACAUGCAAAGUCACAAUCAGGAAAGAUUAUGGUGUGUUUGGUUAUUUGUGAGCAGUUCAUGUCAUUGGAGUAUAAAGGGCUCAGAGAAAUGGCAGGGGGUGACCGGGAGUUGGGCUAGAGAGGUAUGCAGGUACCAAAAGAGGACUUUUCAUUUUAUCCAGUAGGUGAAAAUGAGUCAUUAAAGCAAGGAAUAUCUGUGACCAUAUUUGCAUUUUAGAAAGAGCACUUUGGCAGCCAUAAUGUGAAGAGUGGAUUGGAGAUGAACAAGACUGGGGAAUGGGCAAUGAGGGAUAAAGAAGAGUCGAGAAUGACUCUGAGGUUUUGAGCUUGGCUAGAGCCAGUGAGAUGGUGAUACUGUUGACCAUGACUGGGAAUACAAGAGAGAAACAGUAUUGGAGAGGGAGAUGUUGAGAUCAAUUUUGGACAUUUUAGGCUUGUGAUUUCUAUUGGUCAGAUAUUGGUGUGGAGAUGUAAACACUAGUUGGGUUGGAGAGAAGGAAAUCUGAGAACAAAAGCAAGAUUUUCUUAAGCGAACUCUCUUAAGAAAUUCUAAGCUAUUUAAUCUUGGGAAUUAGAGCCAGUUAUGUAAACACAUCACACCAAUGUAGUCUCUCAGAUAGUGUUUUUCUCUUGGCUUUGUGGCAGAAAGGCUGCUGCUCUUUGGAAUCUUCUUCCCAGACACCUUCCAAUUUCUGCCAACUCUUAACAACAGAGUAGAGGGGGGUUGACCACUAUUAACAAGUAAUAGAAGAUAUAUGACAGCAGAUCCGUGGAAAAUAC